Spodoptera littoralis (African cotton leafworm) is the source of this 369-nucleotide messenger RNA. Lineage: Eukaryota; Metazoa; Arthropoda; Insecta; Lepidoptera; Noctuidae. The record is from the annotation of a GenBank genome assembly.
AUGAAAAUUUUAAUAUUAAGUUUUGCUUCUUGUCUUCUAUUGAUAUUGCCCAAUUAUUACCACGUGACCGAGGGCCAGAAUGUCCUUAUGCCAACUGCAUUCUAUAAGACGACUGUAUUCGAAAAGAUAAAUCGCGGUGGAUAUAACAUCACUAAUUGUUUAGAAGAACUCCUCAAUUGUUGGGAAAUUAUAAAACCCGACCUAAUUUGUAUUAAGAACACGUACGAACAAUAUAAAACGACCGCUUGCGAGGUGCUCAAGGAAACUUGUGACGACUACACCGGACUAAUUGAAGACACUUAUGGAACACGUCUAACGCUGUUCGAAACGACGUGCUUGUUUGAUUCUACUUCAGAAUUUACUAAGUAA